Messenger RNA from Durio zibethinus, 3357 nucleotides. RefSeq names its product pyruvate dehydrogenase kinase (gene PDK). Gene Ontology annotation, molecular function: pyruvate dehydrogenase (acetyl-transferring) kinase activity. Lineage: Eukaryota; Viridiplantae; Streptophyta; Magnoliopsida; Malvales; Malvaceae. Gene Ontology annotation, cellular component: mitochondrion. The record is from RefSeq and is a predicted model, not a curated record. Gene Ontology annotation, biological process: protein phosphorylation; regulation of glucose metabolic process.
UGUACAACUAGAAGGUUAUGUGAGACGUCAGACUCAAGUUGAGGUUUGAUGAAUGAUAAUAUUUUGAUGGUUUUCUCAUGGAAAUAAAUCCCAGCGAUAUCCACAUGGCCAAAAGAUUAUAUUUUGACGGGGUUGAUUUAUACUUUCACACUUUUGUAACAACUCUAUUAACAAGUCUUUUGCAGGAAGAGACGGAGACGUUGCUCCAACCGCUGCAUUCCUGGACUUGGGUGGUGCAUUAUCCUAUAUAUUGACUUUGCUCUUUACAGCAUCGGCCUUAUCGCCACCUCCCUUUAUCAGAUGAAUUGGAUAUAUGAUUUCAAAGUCAAAUAAAAGAGCUUGGUAGGCAACAGUUAAAUUAGGGAGAAAUUCACAGCAAAGAAGAUUGAAUCUGGGUCAUUGUUUUUCAACGUUUGCGGGACGGAAAAAGAUAUGUGGUGCGGAGUGGAUGUAUUUUCACUUUGCCUUUUUGAAAUGACCAGGACAAGUUGAAGAAAAAGUGAAGGCGGUCUCUGUCCUAAUUUAGAGCUUGUGGCAAAGGACAUCCCGUGAAUCACUAGCUAGGAUUUCACUCACGCCACAAGCUGGCUGGAUAUCUAUUGGAUUCUUUUAUGCUAUCUAUUACAGCAGUUGAUGAUUGCCUUCGCCGGCUUCAUGCGGUCACAUUCAAAUCAAAUAAACAUAACCUAACCAAGGCUGCAAAUUAUGGUUCUCAUCACUUGCUCCUACAAGUUUCCCCCUCUUCUAGUUCGAGCCAAAAAUUGCUUUGGUGAUAUCGAUUCCACCCAUGGAUCCCUAUUCCUCGUUAAUAAAUUCUGAAAUAAUUAAACUAUGAAUCCUUCAAAACUAAAAUCAAACACUAGUUUCAAAUCCGAAUUCAUGUCAUACAUGCUUUUAUUACAAAAUUAAAAGAAGAAGAAGAUCAAAUCAGCAUCUUCCUUGGAGAUAUUAAAGAAUCAAGAGUAUAACAACCAACAAGGAAGCUUUCUACUCUUAGCAAUCCAAUCAAAAAAUUUAGAAAUUAUACAAAAAGAAAUAUUAGGCAGGAUUUGUAGCUGAUGUUAAAUUCAGUAAUGUAAUAUAAAAACUAAAUUUCUCAAAGGAUAGGAAGAGCACUGUUACUAAUAACAUUAAAAAGCAUCUGCUUGAAUAUUAAGUAACACAACACAACAAUGGAAAAAGCUUCUUUAUGUUAUGUUGAUGAUAACGUAGUCACGGGAUUAAGAUGAUAAAUGGCCGCCGAGGAAAAGAAAACACGGAGUUGAACGGAGAAACAAAUAAAACAGUUGGGGUUGGGGAGAAAGAAUUGGCUUCGGAGUUACAACCACUAAUAAAGUACUAAGUAGUAUUGUUUUAAACAAACCAACUGAAACAUGGGGCUUUGUCCACAUCGAAUAUUCAGAAUCAUUAGCCAAUAAAACCAAAGUGUUUUAAAUAAAAAAAAAAAGAGAAAAACAAAUUACUCCGUAUUAAUCUGAACGUCUCCAGGUGUUAAACCCACAGAAAUAACAGCUAUUAAUUGAUUCGGUCACCACCACUCACCAUCGCACAUUUUUACUAUUAACAGUUACCAGAGGACCAGAGGUUUUCAGUUUUCACCUGGGCAGGCCAGGCAAGGCCUUAGCUCCCAUGCUAGUACGAGUAGUAAAAUUCUAAACUUUGAUUAAUUGAGGUAGAGGCAGAGGAGAUGAAGAAGGACCUCCUGCAGACGUAACCCACUUGUCCACUCUUUUUCCUUUUCUCUUUUCUUUGUUUUUUUUUUUUUUUUCAUUCUCUCUCUCCCUCUCUCUUGGUUUAUAUAUUUUAUCGGACGUUACGUUAUCCCAUUAAAAUUUUGGGUGUUUCCGGUUCUGUAUAAUCUUCAAUCAUCUAUGUUGGUUUGGCAUUCCCUGCACAAGAUUUCUGGAAUUGCACGUUCCUCGCCUGGCUGAAAGGUCUCAAGGUCUAGCUGAAUUGUAAUCGUACCUGAUGGCGGCUAAGAAAGCGUGCGAGUCUUUCUCCAAGAGCUUAAUAGAGGAGGUUCAGAAAUGGGGUUGCAUGAAGCAGACAGGGGUCAGCUUGAGGUACAUGAUGGAGUUUGGGUCCAAACCCACUGAACGAAACUUGUUGAUUUCGGGUCAGUUUCUCCACAAGGAGCUCCCCAUUAGGAUUGCCCGGAGAGCUAUUGAGCUCGAGACCCUCCCUUAUGGCCUUUCUGACAAGCCUGCUGUUUUGAAGGUGCGAGACUGGUAUUUGGAUUCCUUUCGUGACUUAAGAUCUUUUCCUGAGAUUAAGGAUACAAAUGAUGAGAAGGAAUUUACACAAAUGAUCAAGGCUAUCAAGGUGAGACACAACAAUGUGGUCCCUAUGAUGGCUUUGGGGGUUCAACAGUUGAAGAAAGGCAUGGAUCCAAAGAUUGUUCAUGAGGAUCUUGAUGAGAUUCAUCAGUUUCUAGAUCGAUUUUACAUGUCAAGAAUUGGAAUUCGCAUGCUUAUUGGGCAGCAUGUGGAGUUGCACAACCCUAAUCCUCCUCCACAUUGUGUGGGCUAUAUACAUACAAAAAUGUCUCCAGUGGAGGUGGCACAAAAUGCUAGUGAGGAUGCUCGUGCUAUUUGUUUGCGAGAGUAUGGAAGUGCACCUGAUAUUAAUAUCUAUGGUGAUCCCAAUUUUACAUUCCCGUACGUACCAACACACUUGCAUCUUAUGGUAUUUGAGUUGGUCAAAAACUCCUUGCGUGCUGUCCAAGAGCGUUUUAUGGAUUCAGAUAAAAUUGCACCACCUGUACGGAUAAUAGUUGCUGAGGGAAUUGAGGAUGUAACUAUAAAGGUCUCAGAUGAGGGGGGCGGCAUACCAAGAAGUGGUCUUCCCAAAAUUUUCACAUACCUUUAUAGUACUGCCAAAAACCCAUUGGAUGAGUACUUAGAUCUGGGAACGGCUGAUACAGUAACAAUGGCUGGAUAUGGUUAUGGGUUACCAAUAAGCCGCUUGUAUGCUAGGUAUUUUGGAGGGGAUCUUCAAGUUAUCUCUAUGGAAGGAUAUGGGACUGAUGCGUAUCUUCAUUUGUCUCGUUUGGGAGAUUCACAAGAACCCUUGCCAUGAUUAUUCCAGUCAGAAGCAGAAGCAAAUUCAUAAUUAAUACAUGGAAACAUUUAAUCUAGGGAAAUUGUAAUGCAUUGCUAUCAAAUUUUAUUCCAAUAAAAUUGGCAGUUGGUCUUGUAUAUUCGUAGAAAAUUCACGUUCUACAUCUGUUGGUGCAAUGCAAGUACCCUUCUUUACUGCUUUUAUAAGUUGGAUGCUCCCUUCUCCAUCAUUAACUUACUACUUUUUAACAUUUUCUUCGGCACCAAAUAAACCUUCUAUAAUCUGAUUGGAUUCUAA